AGAUUUGUUAGUAACUUACCUUUGGGAACUUGAAGAAGUCGAGAGAUGCAGACAGUGAGACAGAUCCUCUGUUUCAGAUGUUCAUGUUCAUAAGCAACAAAACAACAGAGCCAGAGAAAGCCCAAAUUAGAUACAUAUCGUCCUUAUUGGGCUUAUCGUAAAGCCCAUUAAUAAAUACUCUCUUCUCUUUCUUCGCCUGUCCCGUCCUCUCUCUGUCCGGCUCCGUCGGCAAUGGCAGAUUCGACGAGAAACCUGACUGGCCUCGGAGGAGAAGCAUCAAAACACGAAGAAGAAGAGGAAGAGAACGAUGAUUACAUGGGAGACCUAUCUCAGUUCAUUCCACCUGAGCUUACCCAGAAAUCCAAAAGAAAGGAAUCUGAAAAGAAAACUGUAGCCGUUGAACCAUCUCGUAAGAAGCUAAAGAAUCUCCCUUGGCACGAACGGCGAAGAUUGGAGAAAGAGAGGAAGCAAAUAGAAGAAGAUGCACAGACAUUGGCUCGUAUCGAAGACACUCCCAUUGGAGAGUCUAACGUUGGGUUUAAGCUGUUGAAGCAAAUGGGUUACAAGCCAGGCUCUGCUCUUGGUAAACAAGGGUCAGGUAGAGCUGAACCAGUGACCAUGGAUAUUCGAAGGUCCAGGGCCGGUGUGGGGAGAGAGGAUCCACAUAAGGAGAAGAAGAAGAGAGAAGAGGUUGAGGCGGAGAACGAGAAGAGAAAAGUUGAGGAAAUGUUGGAGGAUUUUGGGGAUAGGCAGAAGUCUCAGUGGCGUAAUAAAAGAGUUGUGAUUAACUUUAAGAAGGCUAAGGCGGCUCUUGAUCAGCUUGAGAAUGUUGAAGUUGUUGUUCCGGAGAAGAAAAAGGAGGAAGAUGAAGAUGGUAAGGUUGGUGAAGAAGAGGAAGAAGAAGAGGAGGUGAUCACUGAAGAGGAUUUGGAGGAGAUAUUAAUGAGACUGAGGGAUGAACAUCGGUAUUGCCCUUUUUGCGGGUUCCAGUAUGAAACGAGUGAAGCUCUUCUUUCCAAUUGCCCUGGCGUUAAUGAGGAUGAUCACUAGAUAAGUCACAUGUCGGCAUAAGCUUUGAAUCAGGUUGAAAAUUCACUCGUUAUGUGGCUGCAGAGGAAGCAAGAAUCAGAAGAAAAACACUGUUUUACAGUUGCAUAAGCAGGUUGGUGAAGAGAUGCACUCUAAAGGAAUUGCUAAUCGCCAUAUUACUCAUAUGCUUUCAUAGAUAGUAGGGUGAUAAAAAGGAUGUGGAACUCUGAUUUGAUUAACAAUAUAUGUUAGUGAUGAUGCUGCUGAUGUUUUAAUGUGAUUCUUAAGCUAAGUAAAAA
Messenger RNA from Brassica rapa (field mustard), 1328 nucleotides. RefSeq names its product G patch domain-containing protein 11. Gene Ontology annotation, molecular function: nucleic acid binding. Gene Ontology annotation, cellular component: kinetochore. The record is from RefSeq and is a predicted model, not a curated record. NCBI's taxonomy places the organism in Eukaryota, Viridiplantae, Streptophyta, Magnoliopsida, Brassicales, Brassicaceae.